Molecule: messenger RNA, 2509 nt
Organism: Hypanus sabinus (Atlantic stingray)
Lineage: Eukaryota; Metazoa; Chordata; Chondrichthyes; Myliobatiformes; Dasyatidae
Product: NACHT, LRR and PYD domains-containing protein 3-like
Exons: 7
Coding region: 131-2386 (751 amino acids)
Cellular component (GO): cytoplasm
Source: RefSeq, a predicted model, not a curated record
AACCCAUCUGACUCGGAGACUCCAGUAAUUCAGUCAGGAGAAAGUUUGGUCAUUGCCAGCAGGUGAGGCUUUCUUCCACCCGGACGUCAGACAAGCAAACGACAAUCAACCAAAGUCAGUCAGAGUUAGAAUGGACACAGAUCUGAACUCCGCCAUCUCCGCCUUCCUGUCAAAUUGUGAGGAUCACCAACUGUUUCGGUUGACGAGAUUCUACAUGGAGCGACUGGAGCAGGCGAUUGAGGAGGGUGUGGAGGGAGUCAGCUUCAUGUUAAUGGGCGAGGAUCACUUCACCGGGCAGGAGUAUCACAGCGUGACUGAGCUCGCGGAGAAGGGGAACCGAGCGGGCGCUUCCAAACUCCUCCUGGAUCUGGUGAUGGAGAGAGGCUCCGGGGCCCGGAAGGUGAUGUGGGAAUCCUUUGUGAAACUGCACCACCAUUUACCGAAGCUGAGCAGAAUAUUGAAUGAAAUACGGGAGCGAGGUGACGGCCAGUUCGCCUACAUGGACACUGAGCGGGAUUUCUCUGAAGUGCCCAAACAUCUGAAAGAUGUUCAACAGAAACACAAGGAGACUCUGCGGACAGAGACUGAAAAACUGAGAGUGAACACGAUCCUGAUGAGGGAGAAGGUGAAGGUUUUCCAGCUGGUUGAUCGAUACGCUGAGCUCACGGUCAUUUCUACUGUUCGAGAUCGGACACUGGUGGAACAUGAGCUGCUGGCAAGAGGCAGAGACCACGAGGAGUGGAGAGAAAAAGAUCUCCGUAGUAAGCUGGAAAAAAUCCGUACUGAUCAGUUAUUCAAGAAGAGCUUUGUUCAAAAAUUGCAAAGAUAUUUCUUUGGAAACAAAUCAGGGAUGUCCGCAGCAGUGGCCGGAGUCCCAGGGAUCGGGAAAACAACAAUGGUACAAAAGAUUGUUUACGACUGGGCCACGGGGAAGAUAUACCAACAAUUCCAGUUUGUCUUCAGUUUCAAAUUCCGGGAUUUAAACACCAUUAACUGCAGAAUAAACCUGAAGGAACUGAUUCUGCAUCAUUAUCCCUACUUUGGGAAUAUCCUGGGAGAGGUCUGGAAACACACAGAGGGACUGCUGUUCAUAUUCGACGGAUUGGAUGAAUUCAAGGACAAAAUCAACUUUGUUGAUGGUCGGAGAGACACAGAAUCACAGGACACAGAUCCUGAAUUCAAGUGCAAUGUGUCUGAUAUUGUGUACAGUUUAAUCCAGGGCAAGCUGCUCCCAGGGUGUUCAGUGCUGGUGACCACCCGCCCCACUGCGUUAUAUUUAUUGGAAAAGGCGGAUAUCAGUGUCUGGGCUGAAAUCCUGGGAUUUGUUGGUGAGGAACGGAAGGAAUAUUUCAUCAGGUAUUUUGAAGAUCAGACGGAGGCAGAAGCAGUUUUCAAACACGUGGUGGAGAAUGAGAUCCUGUACACCAUGAGCUACAACCCCUCCUACUGCUGGAUCCUCGCUCUGGCACUGGGCCCCUUCUUCACACAAAGAGUCAGGGACCCGCAGCGAGUUCCCAAGACCAUCACCCAACUGUACUCCUACUAUAUUUACAACAUCCUGAAAAACCAUGGCCGUGAGAUUGAGAACCCCCGUGAUGUGUUACUCAGGGUUGGUCAGAUGGCCUUCAGAGGAGUGUCCGAGAAGAAGAUUGUGUUUACAGGUGGAGAUUUGAUCAACUACAAUCUGCAGCCUUCCCAGUUCCUGUCCGGGUUCCUGAUGGAGCUUUUGGAGAGAGAGGAUUCUGCCCGGAGCGUGGUGUACACAUUCCCACACCUCACCAUCCAAGAGUUUGUAGCUGCAGUCGCACAAUUCCUGAAUCCACAUCCCGGGAAUAUCCUGAAAUUCCUCACUGGAGCCCACAACACGACCGAUGGGCGAUUUGAGGUAUUUCUCCGUUUUGUUGCUGGUCUCUCCAACCCAAUGACAGCUCGGGGCCUGGUGGAGUUUCUGGGUCCAUUUCCUCAUGAAACAACCUGCCGGGUGAUUGACUGGGUGAAGGAGGAGGUUAAACGCCAGAGUGGAAACACAAGGAGUGAAGCUGGUAAAAGGAGCCUCCUGAACACAUUGCACUACCUGUUUGAGUCUCAGAAUCGUGGACUGGCUCAGGCCGCUCUGGGAUCUGUGGAAAGGUUUUCACUCAGUGGAAUGACACUGACCCCGAUUGACUGCGCGGUCCUGUCUCAUGUCAUCGGACUCUGUGAUACAAUAAAACAGCUCGACCUGGAGAACUGCCACAUUCAGUAUGAGGGAAUACAGCGGCUGGGACCCGGGUUGCACAAGUGCCAGGAGUUGAGACUUGGGCGGAAUGAACAGGGAGAUUCAGGAGUGAAACUGGUGUCUGCGGCUCUGAGGAACCCGGAGUGUAAAAUACAGAAACUGUGGUAAGUACCAGACUGUGGGAGAUUGUGUUUACAGUCACUGGGUGUCUGACACUGAACAUUAAUGUGAUCAGCAGAAACAUAGAAAACAUACAGGACAAUACAGGCCCUUCGGCCCACAAAGCUGUGC